GUCCAGACCUGUCGACAGAACACCGCAAAACAGAUAGUAUCGUAACGGUUAUACUAUUUAAAAUACCACCUGGUAUGCGAGAAGAAAUACCAAUACGGCCUACGCGAUGGGCGCGAUGAAAGACACUAAUGACGAUCUAUCCGCGAAUCCGAGCAUAACCCAACAAUACCAACACCGACUGUCAACGGCAAGGUCCUCGCAUAGCUAUGGCAGUUACGAAACCGGUGAAUCCAGUACCACUACAAGUUUAAACGAUCCUUCUACUGGCUCGAUUACCUUGGCUCAUUCUCCUCACAAAGGUGCCAUUAACGACUUGGGCUCUAACUCGUAUGCGCCGGAUCGGAGAAUCAGGGAUAUGGAUAGAGAAAGGGAUAGGGACCUCAAUCGUGAGGUCCAAAAACGACGUCGAUCACAUAAACCUCGGUCUAAUGGAGGUUUCCUCCUCGCUCAUUCUGCGCAUGAUGAACCUUCUAAGGGGAUUUCGCCAAACCGGGACGGUAGCCGAAGACAAUCACGGCUACCGGUGGAUAAUCGCAGAGGAAAGACGCCUACGGGUUUAUCUACAAAUUUAUCAGACAGGUCAAAUGGGUCAAACUUCCGCACGGGCUUGGGGAUAGACGAGCAGGGGAUGAGGGGGUCAAGCGAAGGCCCGCCGAGUCGAAUAGCGAGUCCGGCACCCGACGAGGACAUACGAUAUAGCCAGGGUGGUCGGCGAGUUUCGAGGAUACCGACGCCGACUUCUCGGCCGGGCACACCUCUUGAUGUCGAUUCCACUAAUAUUGUGAACAUGGCUCUUAAAUUGAGCGACUCGCGACACAUGGCGGAAAGGAGAAACAUGUCGAGUCCCAUUCCUCCGCGUCUUUCUCAUAUCCCUGAUUCCAUGGCUGGCAGUGGCCUUAAGCAGCACCUACAGCAACAGAGGAGGACUUCUCGGACCAUUUCGCCCAGACCCGACAAGGGCCUCAUGCCGAGAGCUGCAUCGUCGUCGAGAAUACCUAGCCCACUACAACCCUCAUUUGAGAACGAGCCGAGCUAUACAUAUCACUUUUCGUCUUCCACCCUUAACAGGGCCCAGAAAGCGAAGGAGUAUCUCGAAUUGAUGGCCCAAUACAGAAGAUUAUUACAGUUCGUCCCGCCUCUUAAACAAGAUACGCGUUCAAGGCCUUCAUCUUCCAAUGUCUCAACAUCCCCCACAUCCUCAAAGCCACCUUUGAAUCCUCUCACCGGCACGCCUCUUGUCGAAUUGGGUCGGGCCUACAAUCCUCUUCAAUACAUUCGAAACCGAAAAGUUCGAGCUCGAGAAAGGAAAAACAUUGAUGGUGCGACACAGGGUUUCGCAGAUAUCUCGAGAGUAGCAGGUUGGAUCGAUCAAACUGCGACAUCUACAGCCGCGUCGGGCUUAUCAUUUGGACCUCACCUGCUGCCCCCAUUCCAAGCUGCACAUGAGGCUGAGCAAGAGCCCCCGUGUAAUAUACCGAGGCCUGUCUCAAUGGCAAAGCCUAAACGAGUAAGAAUAGAUUGGACCAUUGACCCUGCAGAUAUGCUUGCGGACGCCUACUGGAUAGAGCAGAACGACAAUAAGUACCUCAUCGAGGACCGCCACUAUUCGAAGAUUUUCCCUCGAAAGCCAGAGGCACAAUCACCGCCUCACCAGGUAAAUGAGCCUGUCGCAUCCGCGCUUUCUAUCUCGACAAGAGAAGGGGAUACAGGGGAUGUCACUACUGCCUCUGAAGCAGACAUCAUAAGUCCAAUUCGACCAGAUUCUGACAUGCCACUUGUAAGUGCACGAGAGCGUGCUCGUCAAAAGCUACAAGAUUUGAGAGGCCACCAUAAACAAAAUGGACUCUCUCACAGCCAUCACGAUUUCCUGAGAUUUAGGAAAGGCUCAUUAUCAGAUACGUCGGACAGCGAAAGCGAUCGUAGGAAACGAAAUCGUACCGGCACUAUUAGUGCUGAUGGCACGGAUUUGCUUGAUAAGCAGAUGAAGGAGAUGAUGGCGAAGGAGGAGCAGAAUGAGAAGGAGAACAUAGAGGAGACUAACCGGGCGCUCCUUAAACAACUUCCAUCGCGGAUGGCGACACCGGACAAGGGUUCUCAAACACCAGAAGAAAUAAGUCGCGGGGGUUCGCGAGUAGAGGUUCUUGAUGGUCCAGAUAAGGUUACCCAUGGAAAAGUACAGCAAGGGUCUCCUCUUGGGUCAGCUCUCGGAUCGGGACGCCCUAGCCUGGAAGUCCCCGGUAAGGAUUACAGAUUAUCGGUGGACAUGGACUCCUCGCGGCCACAAUCCCCUGAUGCAAGGCCAUCGCGGGGUCGCCAUCCCCAGGUUCCGACAAUUGGUAUGGAUCUUUCUCCCCCUGAAAGCCGGCCCACUUCUCCCGGCCGGAAACCCUUUUCGAAAGUCAAGAACAUGUUCCGCGAUCGUAGUCGGGAGCGAGAGCGGGAGCGGGAGCGGGAGCGUGGCGCGAAGAACGUAGUCCGCGAGAAAGAUGACAAGGUAGAUAGUCCAAUCGAGCCACCUGAGCAUCUUAACCUCUCGGCACUUACUGCGGAGAGAUUCCAGUCGCCUGAUCGGCGUAGGUCUAAAAGCCUUACACGGAAGAUGGUUCAAAGGUCUACCAACGAGAGCCAUAGGUCGCACAAGAGUGUGAGCAGCAUCAGCAAAAUGAAAGGUGAUGAUCAGGUUGGUCUGCGGGGCAUCUUCAAAUCCGGCGCUAAGUUGGACGGCAUGAUACGCGGUAGUGUCUCCAAAGUCACCGACCUUCUGUGGAAGAAGGACUCGGAUACCGAAGAUACCUCGUCAUCAUCAUCAAGCUCCGAGUCGGAGGAAGAGCCUAAAAGAGGUAGGGCCAAAGGCUCGGCCAACGUGUCUCGAAGCAACUCGCGGCGCCCACGUGAUAGCAAUCGUCAAAAGAAUUACCUCGAUGUUAUGCCUCCGUUCAAGCAGACGUUGCUAAUACAUAAACCAUCAUCUGAGGAGGUCGACCCCCUUUCUGUGAUGAGCCCCACGUCGCGACCUAGUAGAUCGCCUCGUUUCGACCGGUUGAAACCGCCUCGCAUCGAUAUCCGCAAGGCAUCACCUCCCUCAACGGAUCUCGUGCCUACGAAGUCUCGUCUCCUACGCGAUUCCUCCGACAUCUCGGACCUGGAACCACUCUCGGCUACCCAGGGCAAGAAUUUGAAUGGCUUGUCCAAGGAAACCGCCGUGGUCCUUGCCGCCCCGCAGCCUCGGCCACGGAUGGGAUCUCGAACGUUGUCACAGCCGGCCCGUCAUUGGUCGAUCUCGAACCGUAGCCCGGCGCCCCAGGGCGGCCAGAUCUCUCGCCGCGAAGUGGCCAGGCUGCGUGCUCUGAUCCUGUGCUCAGGUAUUAAGGCGAUGGAAAUAUCCCGCCGCGCUCACGAGCCCCACCCCUUAUUCGCACUUGAUAACAAUAGCAAGGGCCUCGUAGCCGGGCUCGCCUGGUCUGACGUCGCACGCUUCGUCCCCGAUCAGAAAGCCAUGGAUAUCCUAGCUCCAGAACUCGAGCUAUUCCCUGCUACAGCAGGCGUCAUAGUCUCGAGCAUCGAGAACUCCAUCCGCUUGUCGGAAAAGAGCACUGCUCGGUUCGCAAUCGAGACCGCACCUGUGAUCCAGCGCCGCAUCGAAGAGCUUCACGAUCGCGUGGCCGGCGAUCUCAUGGAGAUGACGCACCGGGCGGCGGACGAAGCUGACGAGGUUAACCGCGACCUAGUCGACAGCCAGAGGCUGAAGGUUAAGACGGUCACGGAUACCAUGGACAAGAUGCUCCGGCGCAGACGCAGACGCUUCAGGUGGGUGCGCCGGGCCGGUUGGCUGGCUGUCGAGUGGGUGCUUGUCGGGUUUAUGUGGUACGUCUGGUUCGUGGUGAUGUUGGCGAGGAUUGUGCUAGGGAUAGGCAAGGGGAUUGUGGGGGUGGGGCGGUGGUUGCUUUGGCUGUAGAGAAGAGGAGCUGUCAUGGAGGACAGGAGAGAAGAGGAGGAGGAUAUUGCUGUUGGAGCAAGUUGGAGUAGUUGGACGUACUAGCGAGCGACCUGUCACGUCUUAUUUCAUCGCGGUCAACCACAGAUGCGGAAAAGGACUUUGGAGGAUUUUUGGUCAUGAUACCCACCCCCUGCGGUCGCGCUUUUUCCCUGUCAACUUUUAUCCGCCCCCUACUCCCCUUAUUUUGCCUCUUGGGCUCAUCAACCUCUGCGUGCCCUUACUUGGGGUUACUGAUAACCGUCACAUCGACAAAUUUUCUGUUAUAAUUAUUGUUCUACCAUACCAUACCAUACCAUCCCUGGAAUUCUC
This is a messenger RNA of Annulohypoxylon truncatum, 4306 nucleotides long. RefSeq lists its product as uncharacterized. The coding region runs from base 107 to 3955 and encodes 1282 amino acids. NCBI's taxonomy places the organism in Eukaryota, Fungi, Ascomycota, Sordariomycetes, Xylariales, Hypoxylaceae. The transcript has a single exon. The record is from RefSeq and is a predicted model, not a curated record.